AAUAUAAUUCAAUAUCUGAAGUCUAAAAAGUCUUAUUUUGUAUAUAUUUUUAUAUGUAAAGAUGUUUUGUAUGUAAAGAUUUUUCAUACAAAAAUUUGUACAUAUAAAAAAUUUUUUUAUUUUAUAUAAACCAAAUUUAACACAUUAUUUGUUCGAGUUAAUAAUGAAAACUAUAUAAUUGGUAGAAUAAUCAGUUAAAAGUCCACCAUAAUCAUUUUAAAUUGCAAAGCAACUGCAUGUAAAGAAGUGAACAAUAUCAGAACGACGAUUUUACGCAUUGUUUAAGCAACAAUAAUGAUAGUUGAAAGAGUAAUAUUAUCUACUUUGACAAAAAUAAGAUUGAUUUCCUGUAUAAAACCACAAUUAUUACAGCAGAAACAAAAUUUGACUAACUUUCUAUUGGUGUGUAAAUUAUCAAGUUAUCAUGUUACAAAAAAUAUUGAACAUAUUUUGCAUGAUAAUCAAAUUAGAACUGAUGCAAUUAGACAGAAUUUUAAUAACGAAAAAAAUAGACCUUUAUUAAUUUUACUUAGUUGGUUGUUACCAAAGCAUAGACAUAUUAUGAAAUUUGCAAAUUUAUAUGUGGAACAAGGGUUUGAUAUUGUUAUAUUAUCAAUUACACCUUGGCAAUUAAUAUGGCCUACAAAAGGAUCUAGGUUAGUUGCUUCAGAUUUAUUGGAGUUUCUAAUAAAACAUCAAAAUUAUCAGCAAAUAGUAUUACAUGGAUUUUCAGUAGGUGGAUAUAUGUGGGGAGAAAUUUUGGACUUAAUACAGAGUGAUUAUCAAAAAUAUAAUAAUGUAAUUGAAAGAAUUGUUGGUCAAAUAUGGGAUAGUUUAGCUGAUGUGACUGAAUUAUCAAUAGGUAUACCACAUGCUAUAUUUCCAAAAAAUAAAAUGCUACAAAAUAUGUUUCAAAAAUAUUUAGAAUAUCAUAUGAAAGCUUUUUAUAAACAAUCUACACAAUAUUACAUAAGAUCUAGUCAAUUGUUUCAUACAAAUUUGGUACAUAGUCCAGCAUUAUUUUUUGUAAGUAAAACAGAUCCAGUAGGUUCACUAACAAGUAAUUUAAGAGUAAAGGAUCAAUGGGAUACUGUGGGUGUAAAGGUAAUGUGUAUAAAUAUAAAUCAUAAAAUAGUGUCAGAAAUAUUUAUAUCUCUCUUUUUCAGACUUACAUCAAAAUAUUUGAAAAAUCUCCACAUGUUGGACAUUAUCGUAAAUAUCCAAAGGAAUAUGUUGCAGAAUUGUAUACUUUUUUGAAUAAAUUGCCUUUAAUACAACAUGAAAAGAAAAUGGGAGCACAGUUUUGAAUGUUUUAUUGCUGAUAUUUUUAAAAUAUUGAAGUAUUCAAUGAAAAAAUAUUUAUUGAUAUUUAUUUUCUUUUUAUAAAAUAAUUAUUUUUUAAAACAUG
Apis laboriosa (Himalayan honeybee) is the source of this 1408-nucleotide messenger RNA. RefSeq lists its product as uncharacterized. The record is from RefSeq and is a predicted model, not a curated record. Bases 295 to 1257 code for a protein of 320 amino acids. The transcript has 5 exons. NCBI's taxonomy places the organism in Eukaryota, Metazoa, Arthropoda, Insecta, Hymenoptera, Apidae. Gene Ontology annotation, molecular function: serine hydrolase activity.